Messenger RNA from Paecilomyces variotii, 585 nucleotides. RefSeq names its product ubiquitin-conjugating enzyme/RWD-like protein. Gene Ontology annotation, biological process: proteasome-mediated ubiquitin-dependent protein catabolic process; protein polyubiquitination. The transcript is spliced from 2 exons. NCBI's taxonomy places the organism in Eukaryota, Fungi, Ascomycota, Eurotiomycetes, Eurotiales, Thermoascaceae. The annotation marks the transcript as partial. The record is from RefSeq and is a predicted model, not a curated record. Gene Ontology annotation, molecular function: ubiquitin conjugating enzyme activity.
UUGAACGAGGAUGACAUCUUCAACUGGAACAUUGGACUUAUUGUCCUCAACCCGGAUUCUCUGUACUAUGGCGGUUACUUCAAAGCCAAGAUGACUUUUCCCAACAACUACCCGUACUCACCACCAGAAUUCCGGUUCCUGCGCCCCCUUUACCACCCGAACAUCUACGAGGACGGCAAGCUGUGCAUAUCGAUCCUUCAUGCUCCAGGUGAGGAUGAAAUGUCGGGUGAAUUGGCCGCAGAACGGUGGUCGCCAGCGCAGCGGGUGGAGUCGGUGCUGAUAUCCAUCUUGUCGCUCCUGGAUGAUGCAGAAGUGUCUUCGCCGGCGAACGUGGAUGCCGGAGUGAUGUUGCGGCGUGAGCCCGAGAAAUACAAGGAGAUCGUGAGGGAGAACGUGGAGGCGUCUAAGAAGGACAUCCCGGAGGGCUUCGUCAUGCCGACCCACGAAUCUACCAUGAAGCGUCCCGUCGAGAAGACGGAUGAUCUCGACUUCUGGGCUGACAGCGACGACGACGAUGUGUUUGGCGGCAGCGACUCUGAUGAGGAAAUGAACUUCGACAGUGAGGACGAAGAGGAGAGCUCUUAA